This is a messenger RNA of Plasmodium knowlesi strain H, 6642 nucleotides long. RefSeq names its product SICAvar, type I. Bases 1 to 6642 code for a protein of 2213 amino acids. The record is from RefSeq and is a predicted model, not a curated record. NCBI's taxonomy places the organism in Eukaryota, Apicomplexa, Aconoidasida, Haemosporida, Plasmodiidae. The transcript is spliced from 12 exons.
AUGCCAGAACCGAACGCAGGUACAUCACCCAGUGGUGGUGCCGCCGGUAGCGGUGGUGGAUUGUUCGGAGAAUGGAUGAAGACAGUAUUGAACAAUGGGGCAACGCCCCCGUCGACUCCUAAGAAAAUUACGGACAAGUUGAAGAGCAAUUUAGCUACAACAUUUGGAGAACUGAGGAGGUGGAUCACGGUGAAGGUGGAGUCGGAUGAAAUAAAGGAGCUCUGUGGGGGCGUAGGGGACCUUGUGAGCUGGGGAGGAUGGGGGAGAAAUCCUUAUAUGCAGAAUUUAUGUAAGGCGGUAGUCGAAAUAAGAUAUUUCAUAAGUAAUGUGGAAACAACGGGGAGUAGGUUCAUGGGUCAGGCCGAUGAGCGAGCACGAAUUGCGCCCCUCACUCCUGAUGAAGCCUAUCGUCGCUGCAUCGUGGGCGCUGUUGCCUUAUCCGCGAUGUAUGGUGAUCACUGUCAACUGACUGAAAUUAUUGAAAAAAUAACGAAGGAUGUCGACAGUAAAUUGGGGAAGCACUUGAGUUCGAAAGACAGGGCAAACUUGGAUGAAUGCAAAAAUAUUAGCGCUGCCGAAUUGAUGAUCGGUAGAGCACUUCUUCAUAAUACAAUCAAAACAUGGACGGAGGAAGAAAGGAUGAAGGGGGGGGGAGGAACCUGGAAGGUGAAGAUGCCAUGGAGGUAUUGGGCGGACGUCUGUAAGCAGAAGAGGGAAGACGCUAAUUUGCAACAGCAGAGAAAAGACAAUGCAGAAGUUAUGACGAACUUCCUGAAACUGGACAACAGGAAAACCGCAGGAAGUAGUGGCGGAACGACCCUAGCAGAAGUAUUAACCAAUGAAAACUUACAAUUAGACUCGGCUACAAUAGAGAAGGCACUUCAGGUCGCAGUAGGGGGAAAUGGUCAAGUGGAUCUUACAGAAAUAGACAAGGUUGUACGGGAGCUCAAUAAGGUAUCUGGGGAAAAAAUAGCUCAGGAAUGCAUGAAAAACAGCAGCAAGAAAUUUUGUGAGCGCUUGGACUGUGCAAAAGAUUAUUGGAAUUUGACGAAGGAGAAGAGCAGCAGUAACACGGGAGAUUUCUGGGACAGCAACGUCAAGGAGAAGCUGAACAGUCUCCUGUCUACUACGACUAUUAAUGCUGAUGGCACCACUGCUAACCUCUGUGAGAACGGUGACUUAGAUAGUGCAAAUAAGGCAGCUUGCAAACACAUGGCAAAAUUUUUGCACGAGAUGUACAAAAAUGGGAGUAGUGACCCUAACAAAUAUUCUGAACAAAUUAUAAAAUGUCUUUUAUUAAAAGCAUAUGCUGAAGAAUUAAAAAAAAAAGCAAAAGAAGGAGGGUACUGUAGCAUAGAUGAUGGAAUAAAGAAGGCAUUGGAGUAUGCUGAAACUAUUAAAGCAGCAAAUUGCAAUGGUAGUAGUAAACCAUGUGUUGAAUGCACAUGGAAGAAUGACGACGACUACAGCAAACUUGAUAAGUGCACCAUUGGCAGCACCACCACUGAGAGUGUAAAGAACAAAGUAGAAACAGUGCUCAGCAGCAGCGGAAAGACAAACCAAGCCGGAUUACAGAAAACCUUGAUUGCCUUCAAUACAAACAAUGAGUUAUGUGAAUGGGUAAAUUGUGCCGCAAAGCGAUGGAAAGAGAACAACCAGAACACGGGAAAGGAACAAUUUUGGACGAAGAGUGUCCAGCAGCUGUGGAAUGAAUUGGCAGGAGCAAUGAAGGGCAGUAAUUGGAACGGAAGAGGAAAUGGAUGUGAUCAAUUGAAAGGUACAACUCAGUCUGAACAGACGGCAUGCAAUUAUUUGCAUGCCGGCUUAGAAGCACUGUACAACGGUACGUCGUCGUCGCCGGCAGGCGGCGACGACAUCCUAUCUACGAAACACCCAUCGUUUAGACAAGCGAUGGGUUGUUUUUUACUUCAUUCCUAUGCAAAAUAUAUGAAAGACAAAGCAACUUGUAAUAUUGAUAAAGGAAUAAACACAGCUUUCGAGUCGUGGAAGAACCUGAAGGAUAAACCUGGAACUUCUUGCAAUGGUGCCACUGGCAAGGGACAGUGUGUCCCUUGCGAAUGGGAUAAGAACAACAAAUGGGAAAGUUGCCUUGAGGAAAUUACCAUAAAUAGUAAUAUAGCUGGCUCACAGGAUAAUGCAAAGAAGAAAGUGGAAGAAAUUGUCAAUGAGAAGAACGACACCAACAUAAAAGAAAUGCUAACUGAAAUAAAUGAAAUGACUUCUUUAUGUGACCAUAUGAAAUGUAUAGAAACCCACUUAAAUUCCUCUAGCUCACAACAGCAGAAGAAUCCGAGUGCGGAAGAGUUCUGGAAGGAGGGUGGCGGCGCAGUGGCAGAACUAUGGAAAGAAUUGGUAGACGCCAUGACGAAUAGUACAGAUAACGAAAAUCAAUGUAAUACAAUGGAUGAUUAUAGAACACCCACCAAACCUGAAAAGACGGCAUGCAAUUUUUUGCAUGCGGGCUUACAUAAAUUGUACAAUCCGACAGGAACGACUAAAAAUGGACUUUUGUCCAAUCCAUCGUUUAGACAAACGAUGGGCUGUUUCUUACUUCACGCCUAUGCAAAUGAAAUGAAAAAGAAGUCCAUUUGUGAGAUUGAUGCUGGGGUAAAAAAGGCAUUUGAUUCGUGGAAGAAUCCGGGGAGUAAACCUGGAACUUCUUGCAAUGGUCCCAAUGGCAAGGGACAAUGUGUCCCUUGCGAAUGGAAAAAGGAGGAAUAUAAGAAUUGCUCCAUUAACACAAAUGGAACCUCCACUGAGAAUGUUGAGGGCAAAUUGAAGGGCAUCAUCCAGGAGGAUAAGGACGUAGCAGUAAAGAAGGCAGCGGAAGCCGUAAAUACCAUGAACUUAUGUGAACGCGCAAAAUGUGCAGUGAAUUGGUAUAACAGGACCAAAGGGAAUGGGGUGACGACAACUGACUGGACUAAAAUGUGGACCGAAGUCAAGAAUGAAGUCACCUCAUUCGACAGCACCCUGCCUGACAAUGCGGGGAGCGACAACGAUACAGACACUCUGUGCAGGGAGGUUAAAUGUACGAACGAUGGUAAUGGAGAGCAUUGUGUAAGCAGGGAAACAUGCAAACUUAUUGUUAGAGCAUUGAAAGAGGUACAUAAAAUUGGGGAAGGUGACACAGUUUCUGGGCCACAAGAAGUGAAUAACCGAAUAUUUAAAUCUACCAUUCGCUGUAUGGCGCUCAAUGCCUUUGUACACAAAUUAAAAGAUCAGGCGGACAAGGGUGGUUAUGGUUGUGCUGUGGAGAAAGGAAUAAAGGGGGCCUUUGAUGAAGAUAAGCUGAAGAUUAAACGUGAAGAAUGGUGUGGGAAGAAUGGUAAUGAGAAGGGUUCAUGUGAGGAAUGUAAGGAACAGAUGUGUGUCAGUUCCAAAAUUGAGGGCCAGGAAGUGUGGAAGAAAGUGUUGGAUAUGUUAAACAAUGAUUCCAACACCAAAAUACAACCAACAUUGGACAAAAUAAAUGAGAAAGCCACUUUAUGUGAUCGCAUGAAUUGCAUAGCGAAUUGGUAUCAUGAAAAGGGGGGACAGGGGAAGGGGGAGGCCACAUUCUGGGCGGAGAACGAUGGAGAUGUCGCCAAAUUGUGGGAUGAAUUGUUACAAGCAAUGAAGGAUAGUAAAGGAACACGGGAAACAGAAUGUGAUAACACGGUAGAUGGAACUCGUUCUGACAAGACGGCAUGCAAUUAUUUGCAUGCCGGCUUCAAACAACUAUACCAACCGGAUACUUCGUCAGGAACGACUAGCAAUGGUAUCCUGUCAAGGGACAACCCAUCGUUUAGACAAACGAUGGGUUGUUUUUUACUUCACGCUUACGCAAAACACAUGAAACAAAAUGCAAUUUGUAAUAUUGAAAGGGGGAUAACACAGGCAUUCAAACUUGGGGAGACUCUCAGUAAGAGUGGUACUAAUUGCAAUAUCAAUGGCAAGGGACCCUGUGUCCCUUGCCAAUGGCAAGAAGACAUCCUUAACACUUGCACAAUUAAAACAAAUGGCAGCGCCCCGGGCGCUGGCCAAGAUUCGAAGGUAGAAGAGAAGUUAAAGACCACCGUCAAUAUGAACGACGACUCUAACAUUCAAACAAUGCUAACUAAAAUAAAUACCAUGUCCACUUUAUGCGAUGGUUUACAAUGUAUAGCAUCCCACUUAAAUUCCACAAACGGAAAACCAUCGAAUUCCACAACGAAAGACUUUUGGAAUAGUGGCGGCGAAGUACAAAAACUAUGGGAACAACUAUCCAACGCCAUGACGAAGAAUGGCACAAACAAUGAAGGUCAUUGUAAUAAGAUGGAUGAUUAUAGAACACCCACCAAACCUGAAAAGACGGCAUGCAAUUAUUUGCAUGCCGGUCUUAAAUACUUAAAGGAAAAUUCAACCCUUAAAACCAAUAACGGUGAAAUCCUGUCUAAGGACCCAUCGUUGAAACAAGCAAUGGGUUGUUUCCUUCUUAAGAAAUAUGCAGAAAAAAUGAAAGACACAUCAAAAUGUGUCAUUGAUUCUGGUAUAGAGAAAGCAUUUAAGGCAUGGAAUGAAGAUAAUAAUUCUACUUGCAAUGGUGGUGUUGGUGCCAGUGGCAAGGGACCUUGUGUCCCUUGCCAUUGGAAAGAAAAAGACUAUGAAGAUUGCAAUAUUAACACAAAUGGCAGCCCAACGCCAGUAAAGGACAAAUUAAAAGAAGUUCAGGACAAAAUUGACACCACCGCAAAUAACACCCUAAAGGACAUAAAUAAAAUGUCCACUUUAUGCGACUACAUUAAAUGUGCCGCACCCAAAUGGUUCAAAAACAAAGCAGGGAAUAGCGGUAACUCUACGCAGACUUGGUGUGCCUUUUGGGAUACGACUGUUAAAGACGAGCUGCAGAGGAUGUUCAAAGAAAUCGAGGAUAGAGGAAAGUAUACUAAUCCUGCAUGCAAUGAGUUUGGUGAUGGUAAUGAACAUAGUGUUGAAAGAAAAGCUUGUAAUCAUAUCACAGCAGGUUUAGAACACAUUAAAGACAUUACAAGUAGUACCUCCCAGUCUAAUGCUAGUGGUCAAGACAACCAACUGCUCGAUGGAGCAGUUGGUUGUAUUGCUCUUAACAUGUACGCUGAUCAAAUAAAAAAGGACUCGCAAGAGAAAUGUCCCAUUGAUGAAAAAACGAUUAGCGAUAUGUUCGAAAAAUGGAAUGAAAAAAAUAAUAAUAAAUCUUCGCCUCCAUGUAAUGGUGGUGGUGGUAAUAAUAAUGUUUGUUUUAAAUGCACAAGACAACCAAACUUUAGUAGUUGCGAACUUAGUGUUGACAGCUCUUUGGUGGAUAAAACAACAAAUGGAAAUUGCAAUGAUAAAGACAACACCGACAGAGACAAUGUCCAAACUGAAAUAAACAAUCUCCUCAACAACGAAUCCAACGACCAAUCCAACCCCAACUCCAUUAAAUCCAACAUAACGACCACCUUAACUACUAUCACUAAAAUGACCUCUUCUUUCUGUACUCAAGUCCAAUGCGCAGCAAAAAAAUACCACGUAACGCAUAAUGGUGCUAAAAGCAGCGAUGUGACUUGGAAUGCCUUGAGGGAUGAGAUCGGAAAGGAAUUAACGGAUCUUUUAAAAGAUAUGAACGAGGCUACAAAGCAGAAGGACGUUGAACAGUACUGCAAAGAUGACAGCAAAUGGAAUACUAGGGGCCAUACAGAAAGGCGAACAAAUAGGGCAGCUUGUUUGCAUUUUGCUGCAGGACUGCAGCACAUUUAUGGCCGUCCCAACGGCCAAAAGAAGGGCCAGUUUAACGGCCCAUCGUUUGGACAAACGAUGGGUUGUUUAUUUCUUAAAGAAUAUGCAAAACAAUUAAAAGAAAUGGCAAAAGAGAAGAGAAAAGGACAUAGUUGGGUACAUCCCUAUUGUAGUAUAGAUGAGGGCAUAAAACAUGCUUUUGAUAAAAGUAAAAACAUUAUGGAAGAAACAUCUCCAUGCAAUAAUGGUAAUAAUUCUUGUUUUGAGUGCAAACUGGGCGAAAAAUAUGAAGAUUGCAAAAUUGGCAAUGACGAUAUAGGAAGUAAAUCUAAUGAAUUGUUCAAAGACGAUCUAACGAAACAAAAACAAAUGGAAAAAACAUUAGAGAAUACAGUCUGUCCCAUCCUUCUUACGGAUCUCCUUACCCCUUUUCUUCCUUUGGCUCCUGUCUCCAUUGGUCUUUCUGCUAUGGCUUAUUACCUUUGGAAGUAUUUUGGUCCUCUUGGUAAAGGAGGAUCACGUUUCAGAAGAUCUCCUGCUCAAGCAUCUCGUCCAUCAGUACAGGAACAACUCCUCGAUCAUGUGCAGCAAGAUAGUUCACAUGAAUAUCAACUGGUGAAGGAACGAAAACCUCGUUCUGCUCCAACGAGAACGAAACGUUCUGGUCCCGUGAAUCGUCGAACGAUUAUUGAAAUUCAUUUUGAAGUGUUGGAUGAAUGUCAAAAAGGCGACACACAAUUGAACCAGAAGGAUUUUCUGGAACUUUUGGUUCAAGAGUUCAUGGGAUCGGAAUUUAUGGAAGAAGAACAGGUUCCUAAGGAACUUGUUCCUAUGGAAGGUGUUCCAAUGGAACUUGUUCCUAUAGAAGAGGUUCCAAGUUUAGGUUCCGGGUUACUGGUUUAG